GAGGGACCGAGGGAGUACAAGUUAGUAGUUACUUUUGCACGAUAGGUCGCCGUUUAAAGCCCUUGUUCAUAAAUAAACAAUUAAAAUAUCAAUCACAGUUCAUCAAGCUCCGAAAAAGAAUAUCCAAUUUCAUUCUAUACAAAAUUAAAUUGUGAUAAUUCCCAUUUAUAGGAAUUUCACAGAAGCAUCACCACCCAAUCAGGCAAUCAGCAAGAACUCAGAAGCCGCACCCGCUAUCACCGACACAUAGAUUUGGAAGUUGCCCUUUUAUGCAUUAAACAUUAUCUAAAUCAGAGUUGAAGCUCUAUCUGUGGUUGCUUCGAUUCUGCCUCUUCCGUAAUCAUGGUUGACACCAAUGCUGGUUCCUUCUUCUCUGAAAAAUCGGCGAAGAUUUUUGUAGCAGGUCAUCGAGGGUUAGUGGGAUCUGCCAUAGUUCGCAAGCUGCAAUCAUUUGGAUUCUCCAACCUUGUUCUCCAGACACAUUCUGAACUUGACCUUACUGUCCAAUCUGCUGUUGAUACUUUUUUCGCUUCUGAGAAGCCUAAAUAUGUUAUACUUGCUGCUGCUAAAGUUGGGGGAAUCCAUGCUAAUAACACUUACCCUGCCGAUUUCAUUGCCAUUAACCUUCAGAUUCAAACCAAUGUCAUCCACUCAUCUUUCACCCAUGGUGUCGAAAAACUCCUCUUUCUUGGCUCCUCCUGCAUUUACCCUAAGUUUGCUCCUCAACCAAUCACGGAAUCUGCACUUUUAACUGGUCCUUUGGAACCCACCAAUGAGUGGUAUGCCAUUGCUAAAAUUGCAGGAAUCAAGAUGUGCCAAGCUUAUCGAAUUCAACAUAAUUGGGAUGCAGUUUCUGGUAUGCCCACUAAUUUAUAUGGCCCUAACGACAAUUUCCAUCCUGAGAAUUCCCAUGUUUUGCCUGCGUUGAUUCGGAGGUUUCAUGAGGCGAAGGUGAGGGGUGAUAAGGAGGUGGUUGUGUGGGGAAGUGGGUCUCCUUUGAGGGAGUUCUUGCAUGUCGAUGAUCUUGCUGAUGCUGUAGUGUUUAUGAUGGACAAGUAUAGUGGGUUGAGCCACUUGAAUGUCGGGAGUGGCAAGGAGGUGAGUAUUAAGGAGUUGGCUGAGCUUGUGAAGGAGGUGGUUGGAUUUGAAGGGGAGCUUGUUUGGGAUAAGACUAAGCCUGAUGGAACCCCAAGGAAGCUUAUGGACAGCUCAAAGUUGAUGGAAUUGGGUUGGGAACCCAAAAUUUCUCUUAAAGAUGGUCUUGUAGAUACUUACAAAUGGUAUCUGGAGAAUUACGCUGCCAAGCAUUAAUGCUUGCAUUACUCAGGUGAAGACUGUUCCCCAGCUUGGCAGAUAUUAGUUGCUUGUUUUGAUACUGUUAAUUUGUAUCCAUUACAUGAUAAAGCUAUUUGUAGUACCUUUUUUGUUUAAAAUUGUACCAUUUCAUAUCAUAAGUAUUCUGAAAACCUUAAUCUUAUAAAUGAAUUAUGUGACCAUCCUUUUUUGAGCUAAUUGCCAUAUUGAUCAAACUGUUUCAUUGAAAAAG
Molecule: messenger RNA, 1546 nt
Organism: Chenopodium quinoa (quinoa)
Lineage: Eukaryota; Viridiplantae; Streptophyta; Magnoliopsida; Caryophyllales; Amaranthaceae
Product: putative GDP-L-fucose synthase 2
Exons: 3
Coding region: 343-1311 (322 amino acids)
Biological process (GO): nucleotide-sugar biosynthetic process
Molecular function (GO): GDP-L-fucose synthase activity
Source: RefSeq, a predicted model, not a curated record